Prorocentrum cordatum is the source of this 2171-nucleotide messenger RNA. The record is from the annotation of a GenBank genome assembly. Lineage: Eukaryota; Dinophyceae; Prorocentrales; Prorocentraceae.
GACGAGGGCCCCGCGAAGGCCUCCAGUUGGUUCCCAGGCGGUCCAAGAGGGUCCAGGAGGGCCUUAGCCAUUUUGGUUCAAGGCUAAAGUCGGACGGCGGUUGUGCCUUCAGUUUGUUCGUCCAGGAUCGCGAUGCACAGCAGGCAUGCGUUUCUUUUGUUCAGCCUCUGUGCGUCUCGCUCUCGUAGCUGCUCAAACUUUGCGAUGGACAAUGAGUACAGGCUCUCUGCCGAUACAAUGGAUUUCGGCUCGGUUCCGUACCAGUGGGUGAUCAUCACUCGGCCGCAGGGUGUGCCCGGCAUUCGGUCUUCAAGGUUUGGCUACGUCGGCUUCAUUGGAAAGCUCGGGUCUGUCCUGGAAGAGAAGCGUGUCGCUGAUGGCAUGAAUGCUGCGGGCCUCACCUGCGAUUCACACACUUUGCUCGGAACCCAAUACCCGGGCCGAAACGAGUCUCUGGACAACAUUGCUGCAGACUAUAUCUGUACGUGGGCAUUGGAGGGCUUCAGUUCUGUGGCUGAUCUCAAAGCUGCUCUUGGUGACGUUAACUUCGUCGAAGCGUCAGAUCCGUUUUUCCAGGGUCAGCAAUGGAUAUUCCGCGAUGCAUUUGGUCAUGGAUUAGUUUUGGAAUUCCUUGAUGGCCGCAUGGAAGCAUAUGAUGAUUUCAACGACGGAGGCAAGACCGGCUUCGGUAUUCUCACGAAUGAGCCGUCUUUCUUGUGGCACAAUGAGGCUGUGCGUCACUUGCAAUGGAAGCAGUCAUUGGUGCGCUCCGCAGUGGAGAUGCCAGGCUCCUGGUAUCCCGAGGCCCGUUUCCAGCGGCUGCAUUUGGUAAAGUCAGGCAUGCCAACGCCUAGUUCCUACCAGGAAGCGAUUAUGCAAACGGUGCAUGUACUCAACACCGUCACUGUGCCCAUGGGCUCGCAGAGGGGGACCGACUCCGGCAAAGGCGAGGGACUUGGGGACCAUACCCAAUACGCAGUCAUCUACGACAGCAAAAAACGUAUCGUUUACUGGAGGACGCAAGUCAAUCAGAACCUCCAGCGUCUUCGCCUCGAAGAUGCUGGACUUGAGAAGGGUGGUCAGGAGCAGGUGAUAGUUGCAGGAAGCCUUCAGUUGCCUUGGUUCAAUGAUGUCUCCAAGACUUUGACACCAAAGUCCACGGCCAGCACUCCCGGAGAGCUGUUUGAUUGAAGUGGCCUGCAAGGCUCCAGCUGCCCUUGCUUACCCUUACCUUACCCCAGACUCGUGGAGGCUUCUAUAGGCCAGGGCUGGCUGGAGCUGCCGCCCUGGAGCCGCAGCCCGGAGCACAUCCGGCCAGCUCCCCUUUUUGGGAUGUACGUGUGGAAUGGCACGCGGGCCCCGGCCCGGAGGGUGAGGCCGUGGUCUCGAUCGGGAGCCUCGAGAGGGGGGUCAAUGCAAACGGGGGUCAGCCAGGACACCGGAUCCUGCAGGAUCCUGCGAAGACCCCCUCUGGCUGACCCGGGUCAGCGAGCCGCUCGUGGCCGCGAGGGCGGCCGCGCAUAUUGGCUGACCCGGAUUUGCGAGGACCUGCGUUGCAGUUUUUUUUCCUGCAUUGCAGUUUUUGGUUUCCUGCUGACCGGGGUCUGGAUUGACCCGGGUCAGAAGAUCCCCGACUCGAGCAUUGGGCGGAGAAAUUAGUGAUAGCAGAAUUGAAGGAUAAGCCAGGCCAAGCUACCCUGUAGGGGGAGCAGGAGGAGGAAGGGAUCUCGAGCGCUGGUUGUUAUAGGUGCGUUCUGCAACGUGCUGCAGACUUGCGGUUUCACUGUUGGCGUCGUCGUUCGCGCGAGCUGCUUUUCCAUUUGCACCCACGUAGCGUCGCUUGCUGCAAGGCACGCCUGUAACAUGAAGGAACUCGCGUCAGUCGUCCUCCCAUCACUUGCACUGCCCACCUGAUCUCUUGGGUCCCUUCAGACUGGCAUGCAGGGAGGGGUGCCAGCUGAUGACGUACGUCCAUCCUUGAAUGAGGGGAUUCACGAUUUACCUCGAUCCAUUUUUUUCUUCUGCGACCGUUUUAUGUCGCGAGAGUGAGUGACGCCAGAGGCAGGUGUUCGAUCGUGGCCACCGUGCAGGCUCGGCCAUCCAGCUCCUGCGCAGAGGACCGCCGAGGGCCGCCAGAGACCUCCGACGAGCAGCCGUGGACCACCCGGAAG